CGUUCAGUCGCGAUUGUGUUUUCGUCGCGUACGCGUUAUUUAAUCGAACAUCCCUCUUAACGUUUACGAAUAAAUAAUAGAAGAAAGAUUAUAGUCAUAAAUAACGUUGGCGAGCGCGUGUUGUUUGGUAAUAAAGUGGUGAGGAAGAACGGUGCUCGCCACCCUUACUCCACGAUUAAUAACAAACGUAAUCGGUCGUUCUUGCGCGAGCGAAAUAAAGAGUAAAAAAGGCUCAAGCAUGGCGGAUAUCGACGCGAAAGUGAACAUGUCUCUCGAUGACAUCAUAAAGAUGGAAAAGAAGAAGAAGACCAACCCAAAAGCAAAACAUGGCGGCAUGAUUAGAGGUGGUACCAUUAGAGGUGGUACCAUUAGAGGUGGUAUGAGAGGUACCACGAGAAGUGGUAACAGAGGUAACAUAAGGGGAAAUAACGUAAGAGGUAGAAAUAAUAACAAUACCCACAACCGGCAAAAUAUAAAUCAAGCGUUUAAUAAACGUGGUCAAUGGAAGAAAUACCCACAGAAAAGCGUGCACGGAGGAUUUGUCAAGAAAAGAUUUAACAACACUACCGUUAAGUCUAAUUUAACAAGAUCUCGAAGUAAUUUAUCAUUGAACAGAAUAAACGUAAAUAGCUCUAAAAAUGUCAGAGGAGGAUUUCCGUCUCGUCAAGGUAGCAAGUUUGGUCUUACACGCAGUAGAAGUCGCACAAAUUUGGUAUUCACGAAGCCAACAUUCCAAGCUAAAGCUAAAGGAUUUUUAAAAAGAACCAAUAGUAUGCCUAAUUUGCAAGAUCCAUCGUCAGUUUAUAAUAGAUUGGGUUAUCAAAGUCCAGCGCAAGUAGCUUAUAGAAACAGAGUUAAAAGAGCAAAGAAUGUAUCGCUUCAGAGGCAUAAUAAGGCAUUACGUAUGCAGAAUGCAUUUUCGCUGGUACCAACGACAAAUAUGAAGACAAUAGCUAUAAAUCAAAAGCAACAAUCGCCUUCAAGACGUUUCAGUACUGGAAGUUUGCGCUCUGAUCAAGUCAUGCGAGCACAAAGAAGGGCACAAUAUGAGCAAAAAUUAAUGAGAAUAGGCGCUGCACGUGCAAAUAAUUCCGUUGCUAUGUCAAUUAUGAAGGCGGCCUAUGAUGUAAAUCAAAGACAUCCUGCAAUGGCUCUUUAUCCAACGACGAUACAGACUCAGAAUCCUGUUGUUUUAACUCCACGUCAGUUGCAACGAGGAAGAUCACCUUUUAAACAGAAUUUACAAGGCCUUAAAGCUGUAACCAAAACGGCGGGCAGAUCGGCAAGUUACACCCAGAGGCAGCAGAAGCGUGCGAGGUCCAGGUCGCGUUCGCGCGCGCGACCCAAUAACAGCAUCAUCAAUCUUACGGACGCAGGCGACCUUGAGGACAGAUCGUUCAGCGAGGUCAUGUAUAGUCUGUCGAACAAGUUCGGCGUAACCGGACGAACACUCAACGACCGUUUCAGCUUGUUCUAGAUGGGAUAUGCCACGAACUGAAAUUACAAUGAUUUUUUUUUUUCAAAAAAAAAAGCUAUUUU
Molecule: messenger RNA, 1539 nt
Organism: Ceratosolen solmsi marchali
Lineage: Eukaryota; Metazoa; Arthropoda; Insecta; Hymenoptera; Agaonidae
Exons: 5
Coding region: 239-1477 (412 amino acids)
Source: RefSeq, a predicted model, not a curated record